AUGAACAGUGAAUUAAUAUUUAAGAAUUAUUUGUGUUCACUAGAAAAUGAUAAUAAGACAAUAACAUUGAUCGUCGGCUGCGGCGGAGCAUUAAAGGAAGGAAAUGAAAGACAUCGUCGUCAUGCAUUGAAUUCUCAAACAUUUGAUUUGUCUGAUUAUAAUCAGCCAACCUAUACAUUUGACAUGAAGAAAGGAACUGAUCCAAAAUUAAAAUUUAAACAAAAUAAUGUGAUUUUAAUUGUUCAAGCAGAUGAAUCGAUCGAUAUAUCCCACGAUGCAUCGCCCAAUACAUGGCACGAUGUAUCGGCAGCUUUAUCGGGCGAUUUCACGCGUGUCUCACCUGCAGCCGAUAUACAACUAGAUUCAUCUUCCGAUAUAUUGCCCGAUGAAUCGGGUUAA
Messenger RNA from Didymodactylos carnosus, 399 nucleotides. The record is from the annotation of a GenBank genome assembly. NCBI's taxonomy places the organism in Eukaryota, Metazoa, Rotifera, Eurotatoria, Philodinida, Philodinidae.